Polychytrium aggregatum is the source of this 3045-nucleotide messenger RNA. RefSeq lists its product as uncharacterized. The transcript has a single exon. NCBI's taxonomy places the organism in Eukaryota, Fungi, Chytridiomycota, Chytridiomycetes, Polychytriales. Bases 485 to 2947 code for a protein of 820 amino acids. The record is from RefSeq and is a predicted model, not a curated record.
CCCUCACCCAUCAAUUCACCCUCACCCAUCAAUCCACCCUCACCCAUCAAUCCACCCUCGCUCAUCAAUCCACCCUCGCUCACCAAAGCAGCUGCCUGCUUUCCUGCCUUCCUGCCUGCGUGUCCAAUCAGGUAGCCGGCUGGGCGAACCUUCUUUUCUGACCCGAGGAAUCCGCCGCACCUCUCUGUCGGCCGCCGCUCCUGCCUCUCUUCAGAUCCGUUUGGACCUGCAUCUUGCUGCAGCUCAACCUCUUCGGCUACCGUCCUGCGCCAUUCGCACCGACCGAGUCCUUCACUCGCCACUGGGCUCCCUCUCUGCCGCCACAAAACCAUCCACCGCCGAUCCCGCUCUCUGUCGACUCGGCGAUUUGCCAUUCGCCGCCACUGCAUCCGAUUCGGCCGUCUGUCGACCGUCCCGCUGUACCGGCCGCAUCCCCUACUUCCGUCCCAGUCCUGCCCGCACCGCCGUAUAGUUCGCCGCCGAGAUGGAAUCGCACUUCGAGGACCUGAGAUCGCUGGUCCCGGCACGCUCUGCGUCCAACUCGGACUCGGAUGUUUCGUCCUCGGAUAUGAUUGCCAAGCUGCAGGUCGAGAUUGAGUAUCUCAAGGAGGCCCAGGAACGCAUCACCCGCGAGCUGCGGGCCAAGGAGCAGCAUCUCAGCUACUACAUCCAGAAGGAAAAGUUCCUGGCCGACCAGUCUCGUCUCUCGGCCUCGCAGCCGUCUCUGUCGGCAGCGUCCUUCGCCCCGGAUAAACUCGACUCUCGUUGGGACGGCACCCGAGAAGGCAUGCUUGGCACCAAUCCAGCGCUUGCGCAUUUCGACGGCUCAACCCAACCGCUGUCGUCCUUUGCCAACUCGGUCUUUGCCGGAGUCGCUGCUCCCAUGAAUGCCUUGGGAGAAACGUCGCUUGUCCACGGAUCCAACUUGCUGGUCUCGGCGCAGCCCCGGCCAGGCGCCCCGUCUUAUCCCGAACGGCUACCGAAUCUGUCCGGCGUACCGAAUAUGUCGGGUCUGUCGAGUCUGUCGAGUCUGUCGAAUCUAUCGAAUCUGUCGAGUCCGGGUCUGCGCAACCCGUCCCUGCCGCCGUCUCAGCCGGGCUCGUAUAUACCGAGUCCUGGUGCAGCCCCCGUGGGGAACCCGUUUCUACCGCCCCUGGAUCUGGCCCCUCAUGCCUAUGUCCCAAUGGAUCCCCGGCCGCCCAUGGCCUCUCUCUUUGUGCCUCCGUCGUCAUCCACGAGCAACUACUCUCAGAUGCCGUACACCAACAGCCAGCUGGUCGCCCAGCCGCUGUCUGCCUCUGCCUCUAUGGUCGCUCCAUCCCAUCCCCUGCCGCCUCAAUCGCUCCAGCAGUCUCAACCAGCGCCCAACUUUAUCGGGGCAGCUCCGGCUUCGGCCAUUUCCCAGCCAUCCAAAAGCUGGGCCGGCCUGCCGACAACGACAACCCCGCUGCCCUCAAGAUCCAACCCGCCGCCGUACACCAGUCUGAGUCUCUUCUCCGAGUCGGCCGGCCUGUCGCCCGAGACCUCGUCGUCGACCGUCGUCACCCCGGACUCGUCCAAGCGGAGCAAAAAGGCCGUGGCCGAGUUCGACGGCGUAUGCCGGCUGUGCAGCCGGAUGUUCGCCACUAUGUACAUCCACGACAUUGUCGGCCUCGAAAGCCACUCCGGAUCGUGCCGCCUCGAGAUUCUGUGCCUGUCCUGCGAAGAUCAUCUGCGGGCCUCUGACUCGGGAUACAGCCGAGAGAGCCACGGCUACUUUGAGCUCGAGUGCCAUGUCUGCAAGCGAGACGUGGGCGCCGGAAAGGUCGAGGUUCUGGAGUCGGCCCAGCUCCAUCCGCGCAAGCUCGGCCGGUCCGGCCGUAAACUCUCGGUCUCUCCCAACACUGGUCUCGGGCAGUCCUAUCGAGACGUCAUCACCGACACCGAAGUCAUCUGCACGUCGUGCUCGACAAAGUACCGCAUCUGCACCGACUGCGGAGCCGGAGGCAAAUGGCGCACAGGCAAGUGGAGACCCACGGAGCUGUUUGCCGAUGGCAGACGUACAUGCAAGCUACAGCACUUGCGGACAGGCGACGUGCCUGUGGUCGACUAUCGCAUGUUCUCGCUGCCGCUGAGCGCCGAGUGCGGCAUCGCAAACGACAAGAUGGAAGAGUUUGUGGACGAGGUCUUGUCGGUGAUGACCAACGGCGCCAUCUCGCGGCUUGCGGCGCCUCCGAUCCUGGAGUACUCGCCAUGCUACAAGACCUUUGCGGACCUGCACAAGCGGCUCAAUGUCAUCACCACGGAGCUGCGCGACAGCCUGGAUCCGACAAAGCCCCUGGUCGAGGGCAUCCGGUACAUGCUGCUAGGCACCUGCUCGACCACGCAGCCGAAAAAGUCCAAGCGUAACGGCGCACCCAACAAGGAGAACUUUACUCUCGAGGACGGCUCCUCGCAGCACGCAGGUCCGAGCCGCAUCAAGCUGCCGACCUCGCAGGGCGGCGCCAAACCCCAGCGCGACUGGCGCAUUGUCGUCUUCCAGAUCUUCCAGUACAACUAUGCCUCCCAGACCAUCUUUGUGAGCUAUGGCGAAGACCUGCGGCCGGACAACAACUUUAUCAUCCCAUUCUCGGAGAUGUUUGCCCCGCUGACGGCCUUUAUCCAGACCGACACCGCGCACCGAGGGCUCCGUCCGCCCAGAUACCUCUACACCCUCACCCAGGACGCCCAUCGCAAGCCUGCCCAGCAGGAGGGCCCGUGGGUGCAGCAGCUCAAGCGAUACGGGUUCAUGCUUCUCUCCGACUUUAUCUCCAUGGCCCAGCUCCGGGGCGAGGUCGUGGAUCCGCAGUGGUUUGUGGAUCCGUACGGGCCCAAGGAGACCUACCCCGAGUUUACCUGCUAUGUCGCCGAGGUCGACCGGUUCCUGCAGAGCGUCAUGAAGGUCGCCAAGCGGCCGAUGGCCAUCUAAGCCGAGGGAGAGGGGAUGUGGAGCGCAUGCCGCUGUGCCGUUCUGGCCCGGGCUGAUCUGACAACAAUAUACGACCGAGAUUGGUGGGUUGCACUUGU